Molecule: messenger RNA, 2225 nt
Organism: Hydra vulgaris (swiftwater hydra)
Lineage: Eukaryota; Metazoa; Cnidaria; Hydrozoa; Anthoathecata; Hydridae
Product: adhesion G protein-coupled receptor E3
Biological process (GO): adenylate cyclase-activating G protein-coupled receptor signaling pathway; cell surface receptor signaling pathway
Cellular component (GO): plasma membrane
Molecular function (GO): G protein-coupled receptor activity
Source: RefSeq, a predicted model, not a curated record
AUGAUUAUUGGAAGAGAUAAUAAAACAUUCAUUCUUAAAGAUGGUGUAUGUUACAAAGACAAUAUUCAAAAAGGUUCAGCAUACGAAUGUGUAGAAUGUGGUGUAGGACUUUUCGCAGCUCCUUGCUUUUUACAAAUAUCAUAUAAAAAGUUACCUGUUAAUUUUGAAUCAUUCGUAGUCUACAAAUUUGUGUUUGUUGGAUGCUAUUGUUUGGAAGACACAAUUGGAGAUGAUGACUAUACAGGUGUAUACACAUUGCCAAAUACCCUAGUUAACAAGUCAGUAACAAAGCCUUGUCUGUACAAUACAAUUGCUAACAUAACAAGACAAUGUAUUUGGAAUGCUGUUUUGGCUAAACCUGAAUGGAAACCUGAUGUUCUUUCAUUUUUGAAUUUUUGUCCUUUAAAGCCUAGUACAACAUGGCAAUCAAAACAAAUUAUUAUUUUGGAAAAUGUUAAUGUUACAAAGACGAACGUUGCAAACAUUACAGAUGAUUUGAAUAAUGUUAUAUUAAAUGGAAGUCUAUCAAAAAUAUCUGAGAUUUUGAGGAUUUCAAAUAUUCUCAAAAAUAUAAUCAAUAUUAACUCUUCGUCAGAUGUGGUUACAAAUGGUAUCUUAUCGACUGUAGACAAUCUUUUAAGUUUGAAUAGAGAUUUAGUUAAGCAAGCAAAUGAAAAAUUAAAAUCAUCAGUGGUUUUCUUAUCUCAACUGGACAUUUUGGCCCAGCAGCAAACCUCAAAUAUCACUAAAGCGAUGAAAAAUAUUGGUUUUACAUCAUAUACUUCAUUAGUAAAUAGUAAAGCUAUAUAUAUUUAUUCUCUUGAAAUAGAAGGUAAUAUAAGUGUAAGUAUAUCAAGCAAUGAUCCUAUAGGUGAAUUUACAAACUUAAAAGACUAUAUAGUUUUUCCUUCACAACUUUUCAGUGAGCAAAGUCAAAUCAAAGUUUAUUCUUAUGUAUUUCGAGACAAAACAUUUUUUGAAGAAAGAAACAGAAAAAUAGAUAGUGUGAUACUUUCCGCAACUAUAAGUGAUGCUUAUGUUAAAAACUCCAACCAUCCAAUAAAAAUGAAGUUUUCUAGUCAGAAAAGUGUUUUUGGCUCUAGAACUUGUCAAUUCUACAAUGUUGAAAAACAAACUUGGUCAUCUGAGGGAUGUUAUACCAUUAAUUCAUUAUCAUCAGAAAUCUACUGUCAAUGUAAUCACCUUACAAACUUUGCACUGAUAUUAGAUGUAUAUCAAUACGGAAACAACCCUGUUAUUCUUAGCGCUAUUUCACGGAUUGGUUGUUUAAUAUCGAUUACUGGAUUAUUUAUUACAACUGUAUACUAUAAAAUUACGAGAAAAACGCGCUCCAAAAAUACUUAUAAUUCUAUGCAUAAAUCUGAUGUCUACGCUUAUUUUAUUUGUCGCUUUUGUGGAACGAACCAACUCUCCUAUUUUGUGCAAGAUUGUUGCUUCAAUGUUGCAGUUUUUUAUUUUGUCAACAUUCUUCUGGAUGGCAGUUGAAGGUUUCAAUUUAUAUAGAAUGUUCGUAAAAGUGUUUAGCAAUUCAACCAAGUCACGUAAUUUUUUAUUGAAGUGUUCUUUUUUUGCAUGGGGCAUACCUCUAAUAUUUACUAUAGCAACUGCUGUUAGUAAAACCUAUUACCUUGAAACUCAAACUGAAUAUAAUCCUAACAUAUGCAUGCAUCAUGGUAUUCCAUUUUAUAUUGGCAUACUUAUACCUGUUGGUGUUGUAAUGACUGGCAAUAUUUUAGUUUUAACGUUUGUUCUCAGAAGUAUUACAAAGAAAUCUGUUCUACAUAGCAAAUGCGGCUGUAAAAAAAACGUUCGAAGUGCAUUAGUAUGCUCUUUAUUACUUGGUUCAACCUGGAUAUUUGGAGUUUUAGCUUACGGAGAUGCGCGAGAUAUAUUUCAAUGGUUGUUUUGUAUUUUUAACUCGUUGCAAGGCUUUUUUAUUUUUAUUGCCUACGCUUUUCAAAAUAAACAGGUUAAAGACCAUUGGGUGUCACUAAUACGAGAAAAAUGGAGUUCUGGUUUACUGAAGAAAAAAGAUUCUGAUUAUUCACAGAAACAAAGUUUUACCAUUCCAUUUGAAAUGAGGAAGAGUUCAAGUGAAGAAGUAAAUUAAUGUGUUUGUACUUUUGCUCAGUUUUUGUGAAAAGUUUUUGUUAUAUUUUUUAUAAGUUGGUUCUAAUAAUUAAUUUCUAAUUUUUCUUAUGUUU